Molecule: messenger RNA, 153 nt
Organism: Cinara cedri
Lineage: Eukaryota; Metazoa; Arthropoda; Insecta; Hemiptera; Aphididae
Source: the annotation of a GenBank genome assembly
AUGCCUUUGGAAGAUCAGUAUAGAUUGCACCCAUUUGCAAGUUUAUGCGGUUUACCAAUUGCCAAGUCAUCCCAAAGUCAGCUAUGGCCAAUAGUUGAAUCAGUACUUGGAUUUAAUAAUGUGUUUAUAAUAGGAAUUUAUCAUGGACAUUGA